GACCUAUGUUUAGUAUUUGUUAUUUCUUAUCAAAAGGGGUUGAUCGGUGGGGACUUACAGGCCCUAUACAUUUAUAUCAGGUUGGUUGAGCUUAUUUCAAUUACUCUCGUUUUCCCAGUUUAUAGAUAUGUGACUGCAGACCAGGCAGGGAAGUCUAAAGUGUGAAAGGAAUGAUCCAAAUGAAGUGCUGGAGUGUUGCAAUACAGGGAUGGAUUUGAAACCGCCGGACACUUCUUUGACUGAUAGUCCUAACGUUUGUGAAAGUACUAACGUGCCAGACACUUCUUUAACGGAUAGUACUAACGUUUGUGAAAGUACUAACGUUGAUCAAAGUGCUAAUGUUAGUGAUGGUAAUGACGAAACAAGCGCUGAAAUUACCAGCGCGGAGAAAAGUUUUUAUACUGAUAGUGGUUUUUCUGAAAGUGUUGAACGUAGGAAGGGUUCAAAUGAUGAAGGCGAUUUGCGAGGCACGUAUGAUUAUGGCGCUGAAAUAAGCGCUGAAAUUACCAGCGCGGAGAAAAGUUUUUAUACUGAUAGUGGUUUUUCUGAAAGUGUUGAACGGAAGAAUGGUUCAAAUGAUGAAGGCGAUUUGCGAGGCACUUAUGAUUAUGGGAUAGAUUUACAAUCACCGGAUAAUUCUGUUCAUACUAAAGAUAUUAACACUGGCAGUCAUAUUUACAAAAUGUCUAGUGAAGAUGAUUCGGAGACGAGUGGUUUGACUGAGGGUUCUCAAAACGUCAUCAGCGCAGAUUUUGUACAGGUUGCUCCAGAAAUUUCUGACUGUGGGUCCGACUUGAAACCGGACAGUUCUCCAAUUGAAAGCAGUGCUAGCUUGAUUAGCGUUGAGAACAUCGCUGGAGCCGCUAGUGGCCAGAAAUCUGAUAGCAUUGUAAACAUACUUGUUAAUCAUGAACAUAUUCGUUCUGAUAAUGGGUCUGACUUGACUGGUACAGUGGUACAAAGCUUCUGUCCUGAUGAUGAGAACAAUUGUUUGGAUAAGGAAAAUGAGCCGAGGAGGUCUGGCCUUGAGCCUUUUAAUGAUUCGGGUCUUGGUGCGCAGUUCCCAACUUACUGUGAAGAAAGUGUUGCUAGUGUCUGGCCAGAUGGUUCAACUAAGGAUGUGAUUAGUAAUGAACUUAAUUCUGCUGAGUUAGCACUAUGUAAAAAAACUGAAAUUAAGACGAAUCCCACUUAUUUGACAAAGAAUCCAGAGAGUGAAAAUGUUGUGAGAGAUCCUUCUGUUACUUCCCCUCUUGAAAUUUCUAGUGAAAUAGAAAAUAAUGUUUCUGCUGAGGGUAUUUCUGAUGUUCAAAAGAGAGGACGAGGGAGAAAGUGUUCUCUUACUAAGACUAAGAGUGUAUCUGUCUCACCAAGGCGGUCGACUCGUGUGACUGCAUUCCCCCACCGGUUGGAUUUGAAAGAUGUCACUCCAGCUAAGAGAAAAAGGAAAGUGUCAGUGAACAAUCGGGACAAUUCAAACACUGUUGCAGAUACAAGCGUGGCUGAAGACUCAAUUUCUAAACGGAACAGGAAAGUUCCGUCAAAUGACCAUGACACUCGUUCAAACACUGUUUCCGACACUGGUGCUGAGAAAUCAGGAAAUGGGAGAGGGGUGAAAAAGUCAAGGACUCAGUCGGCUCCUUCUAAGAGGCUGGCGAAAAAAAGUGCAAAAGCGGAGGACGAAUUCUCAGAUGCGAAUCUGGUUAAAAUGUCGGACACUAAAAAGAGGACUAAUUCAGCAUCCCGAAAACCACAAGCUGUAAAGGUUGCCAAACCUUGUGAAAAAAAGGCUUUGCUGACUGGGCGUGGGCGUAAGAGAGCACAAAUUCUUCCCUUACAACAGGACUUGCCGAGUUCUUCAGGUCACACAAAAAAGAGGAAGAUUAACGUUGAAACGGAAAAACCUCGAGAUACUUCACCGUCUCCAUCGAGAAAUUUAGAUGCACUCUUAAAGAGUCUGAAAACACCAUCUAAACUUUUAAAGCAUCAGGUUGAAAUGAAAAUCAGAGAUUCUCCACCUGUUAGGGGUAGAAGGAGAAGAAGGAGCAAAACACGGGAGAAGACAGAAGUUGCUACUGAAUCAGUUUGUACAGACGAUGUUUCUGCUAAAUCGGUUAGUAAUGGCAAUGAUUUAGGACGAUUAAAACAAACGGGGGACGACUCCCCAGAUUUAGGACUUGGCCCAUCUCGAUCAUCUCAAACUGAAAACAGCCGUCCAUAUUCAGAUUUAGAAACUGCGCUCGAUACUGCAGAUGAGUCACCGAGAUGUCUCUCGAAGAUUUGUGACUCUUCACCACGGAGUGCACACAGGGACUACUCCCCGGACUUAGGACUGGGACCAUCUCGGCCAUCUCUAUCGAGGAAUUUAGAUUUAGAAUCUGAGCGUGAUACCUUAGAUGAACCACCCAGUUGUCUCUCAAAAAAUUGUGAUUCUUCGCUACCCAGUGAACACAGAUCUGUCAAUAAAGUGUUGGAGGAAUUACCGACGACUUCUAAACUGCCACAACCCCGUGCAAAACCUGCCAGAAAACCUGCUGCUGUGAAACCUGCCAGAAACGCCAAGGAUAAGAAAGGGCUGAAAAAAACAAAGUCGUCCGUUUAUGCCUGCCUACUGGAAGACUUGGAGAACCCCGUCGCUCAUUGUUUGGGGAGCUUUGAAAGUGCGAUCCAGACCAGUGAUGACGCAUUACCAACUAAAGGAAAGGAAAACUGUGAUGACUCAGUAACGACUGCAGCUAUCGCUAAGAGGGUGUCUGCCAAUGUCAUGCCUUAUGACCCAAACCUAGACUGGAGUGGUGAUUCCUGCAAGGAAGAUGAAGAGGACAAUGAUGAUGACGAUGAUGAUGAUGAUGAUGAUGACUUGCCUGAAGCAUUUUAUUCGUCCCCAGCGCAGACUUCAGCUCCUAAAUUCUCCAAAGGCGACUUUGUGUGGGUUAAGUGGAACAGGUAUCCUUACUGGCCGUGCAUGAUCCGGAAUGUGUAUUACACAAAAAGAAGGCUUGGUCGUCUGUCAAUCCUGUUUGUUGGCGAUUCCUUUGAGAAGGGGCAGAAAGGAUUUAAAGUUAGGUACACGAAGAAGGCCGUACGAGGUUAUUCUUGUCCAGAACGCGCACAAUUCAUCGACGAAGGGAAGAAUUCAUCAUGGGGCUCACAGUUUGAGGCAGCCCUAAAUUUGAUUAAGGAAUUCCUCACGAAGAAAGGUCUCGGUUUGACCGAACAGUCGAGUUUGGAGUAUUUUACACAUGUAGAAGAAACCUGGACCGAUGACGAAGAUGACACUCCCUUGGACACUUGUACACUUGAACCUCGAUUGAAGACUUCUGUGGAAGAGAACAGAGAAAAGGACAGCAGUGAGGAUGAAGACCAGGACACAAACGUCAUGGAAACUGUAGAAGAUACACCAAGGUCCAAAAGGCUGGCAGAAAUUAAAAUGACGAGGCGAGAGCGAUACAAAGAAAUGGUGGAGUUCAUCCAAAGUGAUGAAGUUAAGAACUAUUUGUUUGAGAUUUACAUGGGAAAGAGGAAGAGUCUGCUGAACGACCAGUUCAAGACGCACCCCUCGGGGAAAGAUCUUGGUUUUGGACCAAUCGAUGACGACAGUCAGAUUGAAGAGAUUCAGAACACGUUAAUGAUAUGGUUUAAUGAAAUCAACACAGGAAGUUCCAUUGAUGUUACAAGUAACCUCAAUUACGUCCUGACUGUAUGGGUCCCAGAGGCAAUAGUUUAUGCCAUGCGAAAGACAAAACACUAUACGACAAAGACAGCGUGGGAACGAUUCGGAAAAGGUGUUUACUGGACGAAAGUUGAACAUGAAAAUGCCCACCUUGAGAUAUUGAACGCAGUACAGAACACUUCAGCAGAGAGUUUGGAAAUGCACCGAAUGCGUACCGAAGCGAAAACAAAACGGUUCUUUUCAGGUUUACUGGUGUAGCGACGGUUUACAGCUUUUAACUGCUUUGUGUGUGACUAUGCAUUUUUGAGUCGACAGAAUCAAGAAUUGAAUCGUUUUCGUAGUAUCGCCGUGUUUUAUGCAAAUGAAUCUAUGCGUGUCCUGGCACUCCAUUCUCAAGCGAACAAUGCUGUGAUGUCUCAAAAACUUUUUUGGGAGUUUCUGGUUGAUUUGUCUACCAUGCUGUCGCAAGCUGUACAGAAUGGUUAUGGUAGGAUGUCAAUGUUUAGGAGUCCUACAUGUGUACUAUGAGCGAUUGACAUGUCUUAAUCAAGAGUUGAUAAUUAGCCGAUUUUGACUGUUGUGACUGGAUGGCGUUGCUUCACAAGAUGUGCAGGUCUUGUCAUAAAUGAUGUACCCUUGAGAAGGGGGGCAUACAGGACAUUAUUUUUCUGGUCUCAGAUGACCAAGGUCACAUCAGCAAUCACCUACUAGUCAAGACAGAUGCUGCUGCUAUGACUUUCGGCCGUCUAUUUAGAGAUAUCAAAGGUGAAACAUCCCAUAAUACUUGUUGGCAAUAGAGAUCGUCUCCUAUCAUUGGUCUGGACAAUCAGAAACCAGUUGGGGUAAUGUGACAUAACUGAUGCUCACCACCUGAUCAGGAAUUAAUGUAAAGACUUUAAACCAGUUGUGUUCAUUCUUUGUGUCAAAUCAUAUCGUCCAUUUUGUCUGUGCUUUCCAUAGCGAUCAAAUGUAAAUAUUUGCUUCAUGAAAGAUGCCGACUGCUUGUACAUAGAUGUACUAUGCAUUAUGCAUUGUGAAUAGAUAUUUGAUGUUGCAAAAAGGAGGACAAAGGCAAUUUCUGUCUGAAGAAAAAUCAACUGCUGUAUUAACCAAAGCGUGUGUUGUAUAUGUAAUUUAAAGAAUUUGUGACCUGGUAAAAAGUGAUGCACUUGCCAUAUCGUGGCCAGAAUUUCCAAACGGGAGCAGUUUUCCAGAAACUACUAGAGCAAUUCAUGCCUAGUCUUGAAUGUGUUUGUACAGCUUAAUAUAUUUCGCCGUAAAUGUAAAUGAUGAUUCACCAAGUGGGACUUCCAUUCGUCGCUCAAGUUCCUUGAGCUGUUCAAACGUGUUGACUGAGAAGGAGGAUGUGUAUACCGUAUUUAUAUGAUGUACUUAAUUUCAUGACCACCAUCUGUCUUUUCUUUCAAAUAUUUGUGUCAUGUUCGUAAUAAUUCCAACUUAUUCUUGUUAACUUGUUCUUUCAAGAAAAACUGUAAUAUAUCGAUGUCAGUAUGAAUGUGCAUUGCCUUUUAUUUUGAGAGUAUGUGUGCUUUGAUAACAUAUUUAAAUAAAUAUUUCCAAGUGACA
Lineus longissimus is the source of this 5260-nucleotide messenger RNA. RefSeq lists its product as uncharacterized. The coding region runs from base 209 to 3931 and encodes 1240 amino acids. Lineage: Eukaryota; Metazoa; Nemertea; Pilidiophora; Heteronemertea; Lineidae. The record is from RefSeq and is a predicted model, not a curated record. The transcript has 10 exons.